This is a messenger RNA of Prosopis cineraria, 515 nucleotides long. RefSeq lists its product as uncharacterized. The transcript has a single exon. NCBI's taxonomy places the organism in Eukaryota, Viridiplantae, Streptophyta, Magnoliopsida, Fabales, Fabaceae. Bases 27 to 386 code for a protein of 119 amino acids. The record is from RefSeq and is a predicted model, not a curated record.
CGUAUGCUUCAACAGCAGCAACAUUAAUGGGAAAACAACAACUCUCACUGAUGAUCAUUAUAAGACAAUUCAAGGUGGCUGUGAAGAAGAUGAAGUUUCUGUUAGCUCUGUACAGGCGAGUUCAUUCAAGAGUGGGACGUGGUACGAGCUCAAAGUUAUUACAGAGAUGGCAAAGCUUCCCUGGUAGAGGAGUCAUGGCGUUCCAUGAUUCUGAAAGCAGCAGAGGAGGAAGGAAGAGGAGUUACUAUUACGGGCAGGAGGAAGACGACGAAGAUGAUAUCAACGAAAGGGCAGAGAGUUUCAUUGCUAACUUCCGUCAUCAGCUAAGGCUGGAGACACAAAUGGAGCUAACGUGCUGCUCAAGUCCUCGCUUUGAGGAUGAAUGAUUCAAUUUCUAGUCAUAUCUGUUGUUCUUGUUGGAUUUGUGUGUAUUUAGAAGCUGAAAAUUUUUGUUUUCUAGUAGGGUGGUUAUAAUUAAAUCGUGGUUGUAUCGCUAAUGCUAAAUAACAUACACA